This is a messenger RNA of Aspergillus aculeatinus CBS 121060, 1365 nucleotides long. RefSeq lists its product as uncharacterized. NCBI's taxonomy places the organism in Eukaryota, Fungi, Ascomycota, Eurotiomycetes, Eurotiales, Aspergillaceae. The record is from RefSeq and is a predicted model, not a curated record. Gene Ontology annotation, cellular component: nucleus. Gene Ontology annotation, biological process: regulation of DNA-templated transcription. The transcript is spliced from 4 exons. The coding region runs from base 1 to 1365 and encodes 454 amino acids. Gene Ontology annotation, molecular function: transcription cis-regulatory region binding; DNA-binding transcription factor activity, RNA polymerase II-specific.
AUGAAAGAGGCAGAUGAGCUUCUAUCUCACUUCCAGUCGAAAAAAGUUUACUUCCCGUUCGUGGAUGUACCGGAAAACAUCUCAGCCGCCUCCAUGGCGAAGACCCGUCCCUUCCUCUUCUUAGCGAUUCUCACUAUAUCGGCAACGCGGCGGCCGCUCCUGCAGAGAAAGCUCGAUGAGAGAUUCCGGCGAGUAUUGAGUGAAAGGAUUGUUCUCCAAGGAGACAAAAGCCUAGAUUACGUUCAGGGUCUCCUGGUCUAUCUUGCAUGGCACCCUAUACACAUUCGGCCAUUGAACAAUCAGAUGUGGCAGUACGUUCAAAUCCUCCGAGGUAUGCUGUCGGACCUGAGGUUUGACCAGAAGCUACACGAAACGGCUGCGCGCAAUGCCUGUCUCGGAUGCUAUAACCUGUCCUCGCUAUUUGCUCUUGGCUUUCAGCGACGCAGCGACUCGACGCUGUAUGAAAUUAUAAAGUCUACUAUUGAAGGAACUGCACCAAUCGACCAAGAUGACAGUCACCAUACGCUGCUUUCCAAGACCCAGAUGCUGUGGGAGACUGUAGCUCGAACAUCUGAGCAGGGGGAUUUGCUGACGAAGCCAGCUUCGCUACGUAUCUCGAUACUGUCGCUGAAAGUGGUCACAGCGUAUCUCCCUUGGAUGGUUCAUAGCCCAAGCUCCAGCCGUAAAUCAUCACACCACACCCGAUCAUUUGAGUACCAACCAUGUGAACAUGUGAAGGAAGCAAGAUCGUGCCUAGCGGAGAUCCGAGGCUUUUUCGAUUACUUUCUCUCGUUACCAGCAGGCCAAUACAUCUACUUUUCCAUCAGGGAAUGGUGCCAGCUAAUUCUUACAAUCAGCACUGCCUCACAGAUAUGCUUUCUCACUCACCCCUUCAUGAACACCCAAUGGUACGAUUUUCAGACUAAGGCGCGAUCGACCAUGCAAAUAUACCUGGAAAGCCUCUUACACCGCAUGACGACCUUAUCCGUCUCGAAGACUGGCGACACACCAGACAUUUUCUCCAUGUUCAGAUCGGUCUUGGAUGUUGUUCUGGAAACAUAUGCUGUCGCCAGGAUCAACUCUCCCUUGCAGUCGGAUCCGGAUCCCUCGGGUACUGAAGGCACGGACUCUCCGAGUGUGGGUGCAACGAGCACGACGUCCAGACGGUGUCCCAUGAUGAAUGGGAGCAUCAAACAGACGGAGUUCUGGGAGGCAGUGCAGCAGAGUAACACCCUCUGUGGAGGAGUUCCGGAAGCCAGGAGCAGUGGUCGGUAUUCAGGAGCGUUCGGGGCUGGUAUGGAUGGACUAUUCGAUGAUGCUCAGGAUUGGCCGAGUUUGUUUUCCGAAUGGGUCAGUUUUACCUAA